Molecule: messenger RNA, 1368 nt
Organism: Teleopsis dalmanni
Lineage: Eukaryota; Metazoa; Arthropoda; Insecta; Diptera; Diopsidae
Product: lipid droplet-associated hydrolase-like
Exons: 2
Coding region: 305-1234 (309 amino acids)
Biological process (GO): lipid storage
Cellular component (GO): lipid droplet
Molecular function (GO): lipase activity
Source: RefSeq, a predicted model, not a curated record
UUUGCCGGUAAAUGGCAACGCUAAAGUGAAAGCACUCAAAUGCUGGCUCGAAGAGAGUGAAGCGGAGAAUUUUUCGCGAAAAAUUAUCAAUAUCUUUCUGCCAAAUUAUGUGUUUCAUUAACUGAAACGAAAACUUAAAUUCUACACGUCGUAAAAUAAAUGGAAUGAAAAUAGUGAAAUAAGUUUCUUGGAUUUAGUCAUUGACCUUUGUGGUGACGUUGACGUCACGUCGAUAGCGAUUAUAUUAAUUAGUAUAGAUUUUGGAAAUUUCGUAUUGUAAAAAAUAUAAAAAAUUAAAUAAAACAUGAAGGAUGCAUUUGUGAAUAUAUGCAAUGUUCCGACACAUAUUUAUACAAAAGGACGUUGGAUAGAGGAAUCAUUAGAUAAUGAAAAAGAGAUUGCUAUUUGCAUCACUGGUAAUCCAGGUGUGCCUGGAUUUUACACAGAGUUCAUUGAGGAACUUUAUCAACGUCUUGAAUGCAAAAUGCCAGUAUGGGUAAUAGGUCACAUGGGACAUGAUGAUCCUCCUGCUACGAGCAUACGCGAGGUACCACAAUUGAAAGGCAAUGAAGAAUUGUUCGAUUUAAAUGCACAAAUACGACAUAAAAUAGAAUUUAUAAAAAAAUAUAUACCGCAGGAUUGCAAAAUACAUCUUAUUGGACAUUCCAUUGGCGCUUGGAUGAUAUUACAAAUGCUAGAAAAUGAUUAUAUACGACAAGCUGUUAUUAAAUGUUAUAUGCUUUUUCCCACCGUUGAACGUAUGAUUGAGUCUCAAAAUGGUUGGGUUUUUACAAAAAUUGCUCUACCCAUGUAUUGGAUAUUCGGUUUUUUGAUAGUACUUUUUAAUCGCUUACCAGUUUUUAUACGCAUGUGUUUUAUUCAUUUGUAUUUUUUAUUAUCGGCCAUUCCUUCGCAUUUUCGUGGCGCAGCAUUAUGUUACUCAAAGGCAUCAGUUGUAGAAAAAGUUAUAUUUCUCGCAGAGGACGAAAUGGCACGUGUACGUUUUCUGCAGACAAAUAUUAUUGAACAGAACUUAAACCUGUUGACAUUUUAUUAUGGCACAACUGAUGGUUGGGUACCGGUGGAAUAUUUCAAUGGAUUGAAAAAAGAAUUUCCAGAAAUUGAUGCACAACUUGAUACAAAAAAAAUUGACCAUGCAUUUGUGCUGCGAUAUUCAAAACCAAUGGGCGGAAUUGUGAGCAAUAUGAUUGUACAAAACUCGACAUUAUUUUAAGUUGCUAAUAGUAAAUUAACUUAUAAUAGUAUAUAUAUGUAUGCAGUAUGUUUAUGUAGUUUUAACCUAUGUAAUUAAUUUGUAUAACAAUAACAAUAAUAAUAGUAAAUUGUUUUUUUUAGAAGCAAUAUAUG